UGAUCAAGCCUCACCAUGUUUGUUCCUGCUCCUUAUCUACCAGGACUCCAUGGCAUUCCAGCCAGAAGAGCUCCCAUGGUGGAGCAGGCUGUUCAGACCGUGCCUUUGGCUGGGGCGGCCCAGAAAAAGGGAAAGGCUUCUACCCAGCCACAGGGCAAACAGCCUGUUGAGCCAACACAGCACUCUGCCCAGGUUCAGAAGGAGAACGUACCCACCAGUCAGACACCACCUCAGCCAAGUGCAGCCAAGGUUGAAGACCAAGUUGCUGAGAACCAGAAACAAAGGCAAAAACAAGGCAACCGGAGGUCUAGGAACCGAAGUAGAGGCCAACUUCUGGUGAAAAACUCGAAGGCCACCACCUUGCAGUUUGAGUCUGAUUUUGAUUUUGAAACUGCAAAUGCUCAGUUUAAAGAUGAUCUCACAAAGGAUGUUGUGGUCGAAAAGGUGGAUUCCGAGGAUAACCUGGCUGUGCAGGAGGAAGAGGACACUCUAGGAGAAAAGUACUACGACAAAGCCAAAUGCUUCUUUGACAACAUCUCUUCAGACCCUAAGCCCAGGAGAAUCACCUGGGUGGAGGAGAAGAAAAUGAACAUGGAAACAUUUGGAGUUCCAGGCCGCUUACUGAGAGGCAGAGGAUUCAGAGGCCGAGGACGCAGAGGGCAGAGCACCCCUGAGCAGAGACCCCUCCCAAAAAUUGGCAGUGGGAGGGUGUAAAUGCGUUUCGUUUUUCUUUUUGUUAACAUUUUCUGUAAAUAUUGUAGUUUUCUACUUAUUUAAAAAGUACCUCCCUUUUUCCUCCAUUUGAAACUAAGAUUUAUUUUCUUAAUCCCAAAUGAGCAUUCAGGGAAUUUUGUAAUUUAAAGUUUUAUUAUAUGAAAUGGGAGCAAUUUAUUUUUACACAAGCAGCUACAUGCUAGAAGCAACUGUAUUGUUAGGUAGUCUGGUCAAAUGCAAUGUGGAAUUGUCUUUUCAGCAGGCCAGCAGGCAAAUAAUUUGGUUUUUGAUUUCUGUCUACUGACCAAAUGUAACUCCAAAUGUAUUUUUGGAGAACAGCUGUACUUUAUUUUCAUCCCUACUUGUAAAAAGAAAACUGUGGAGGACUUUGUAACAGUUGCUAAUAAAUAACAUAUGAUUAACAGAAUGGAUUUCCUCUCUGAUGUGAAUUGGCAAAAGCAUUCAGUAACAAAAUGUACCCCUUUUUUUUUAUUUCACCCCUCAACAAAAAAAUGUAAAACAU
Notothenia coriiceps (black rockcod) is the source of this 1237-nucleotide messenger RNA. RefSeq names its product protein LSM14 homolog B-B-like. NCBI's taxonomy places the organism in Eukaryota, Metazoa, Chordata, Actinopteri, Perciformes, Nototheniidae. The record is from RefSeq and is a predicted model, not a curated record. Gene Ontology annotation, molecular function: mRNA binding. The transcript is spliced from 5 exons. The coding region runs from base 16 to 714 and encodes 232 amino acids.